AUGAACCACCAACACACCAAUAAACAGAGGCAAUACUCAUCCAAUGGAGGAGACCUUAAUUUGCCUGAAUAUUUGACUAGAGUAACAUCACCUUCAUCAUCAGAUAAUGGAUAUGAAUCAUCAUAUCAACAACAACAACAACAAUCGGAAUAUGAUAAUAAUAUUUCAAGCCUUUCUAAUCAAGCCUCAACAUCAUAUCAAAAUACAAACAUGAGUUUAAAUGAAGUCUACAGAAUUCCUGGAUUAAAUUAUUCAAAUCUAUCAUUUAAACCUCAAGGAUAUUCAUCCAAUGAAACUAAUCAAAUUAAUGAUAUUUCCACUCUCUUCAAAUCAACUUCAUCGAAAGGAGUUUUCAAGAUUGUUGGUAGGGUAAGACCUCUCAAUAAAUCUUCAUAUAUAGUUAGUGAUACAAAUAGAAUAAUGGAAAUUGGGGAAGAUCAUAAAACAGUUCUAAUUGGAAAGUAUUUGAAUAAGGCAAAUUCAUCAUCAACUUCUUUUCAAUUUACAUUUGAUAGAAUUUUUGAUGAAUUUGCAAAUCAAUCAAUGUUUUAUUCAAGUUGUGGUUAUCCUUUAUUUAAGAGUUUUGUUGGAGGAGUUAACGCAAAUAUUAUAACAUAUGGUCAAACUAGAUCAGGAAAGAGUUAUGCACUUGAAGGAAUUGGAGAUGAUGAAAGAAGAGGAUUAAUACCAAGAUUUGUUGAGGAUGUUUUUAAAUUCAUGUACACUUAUGGACAAGGACAAGGUGUUUACAAUGCUAAAUUUACAUUAUCAGUUUCUUUUGUACAAAUUUACAAUGACAAUAUCACAGAUUUACUAUCAAGUAAUAAUAGUAAGGGAUUAAAAGUUGCUGAUGAAAAAACUAAAACUGUCAUAUUGGGAAUGAAGAAACAUGUAUUGAAAGAACCAAAAGAUAUUUUCACUGUUUUAAAAUAUGCAAAACAGAACAGAUCUGUUACAUCUGGAAUGAAACCACCUGAUCUUCACACUAGAAGUCAUUCAAUUUUAACUUUAUAUUUGGAUCAGAAUUGGCCUCAACUCAUAUCAGCAAGUUCCUCAUCUGUAGAUAUUCAAACUCAUUCAAUUUCAAGUAGAGUCACUUUUGUAGAGUUGGCUGGUUCUGAAAAGGCAAGAGAAUUUUCACAAGCGAUGAAUAAUACACCAAAUGCAACUAACGAAGAAGGAUCAAAAAUUGCCAAAACUUUUAAUGCUCUAGCUGCAGUAACAUCAGGAAUUGGUAAAUUAUUGAAUGCAUCACCAAUAUCCAACGUAUCAUUGAAUAGUUCAACACUCUCUAGUCAGAGUAAUAGUUCAACACCAAGCAAAUAUUAUGUUCCAUAUAGAGAUUCAAAAUUAACUCACAUUCUACGAGAUACAAUGAGAGAAGAUACAUUUAACUUAUUUAUUACAUGUUUAUAUCCUCUUCCUGAUAAUUACACUGAAAUAUUGGCAAGUGCCAAGUACAGUUCAAGAUUAAGACAAUCCUUAAUUUCCAACAAUCCAUAUAUUAAUAAUGAAAACACAAGUGUGUUAUCAAAUGUACACAGAUUCCCAUCACCACUCAAAAAUUCAAACUCUGUUACAAAUUCUCCCUCUAAGAAAGUUUCAUUCAAUUCAAGACCGAAUCAAAAUAAUCAUGUAAAUAUUAAUCAAGAUGAUAGUGAUGAGGAAAUUAUUAGACCUGUCUCUAAUUCACUUCCACAAUUGAAUAAUAGUAAUGAAAUUUCUACAAGGCAGAAUUCUAUCAAUUCAAAAUCUUUAACUAAUUCAGACUUUGAAGAUGAAGACGGAAUUCUUGAAUCUUAUAAGGAAGAAAAGGAAAAUGUCAACUUGGAAUCGGAAGAGUUGAGACAAAUUCUCAACAUUGAAUCUCUAACAAGAAAGAACUUUCAAAAGAAUAUUGAGCGUUUAGAAGAGGAAUUGGUUAAAACUGAUGAGGAAAGAAAUCAUUUAAGAUCAAAAGUCAUGGAAAUGAGUGAAAAAAUUCAAGAAUUAUCAGAACAAAAUAUGAAACUCAAUGAAAAUUGUACUCUUUCAAAAGUUGAUUUUGAAAAGCUGUCAGACCAAAAAGCAGCGUUGGAAGAAGAAAUGGAAAAAAGUAGAAAGUAUAUUGCACAGUUAUCAAAGGAAAAUACUAAAUUGAAUGAACAAGUUGUUAAUGGAAGGGAUAAAUACAUUUCAACAGUAGCAAAGAAUCAGAUAGAAGCUCUGCAAAUUGAAAAUAAUGAACUAAAAUUGAAACAACAAGGAAAUGAAACAAAGGCUGCUAAGGAGUUACAACAACAAGUUGAGAGUUUAAAGAAUGAAAUCAAAUUGAAAGAUGUUUCCUUCUCUGAAUUGUUAGAUCAAUUAAAGGAAAUGAAACAGAGAAAUAAUAACUUGAGUGGUGAAUUGGAGAAGAAACAAGAACUGUUUGAUCAAACCAUAAAAGAGAAUGAAGAUUUAAGAGUUGAAGUUGAGGGUCUAUCAAGUUCAGUUGAAGCUAAAGAAUCUGAAGUUGAAGAAAUGUAUCAACAAAUUGAUCAAUUACCAAAAUUGAAUUAUGAACUGCAAAGACUAGAUAGAACUGUUCAACAACUUUCUCAACAAAAUCAAGAAUUACAAUCUAGAUUAGAAGAAUAUCAAUCAGUUGCUAGAAAUGAACAUUCAAAACUUGUUGAAGAAAGAAAUGAAUUUGAACAAGCUCUUAAAAAACUUUCCAAUGAACUUGAACGUGAAAAGAAGGAGAAGGAAAGAUUGAGAGAAGAAGUAAUUCAACUCAAUUCAAAGGUUUCCUCAUCCAAUUCUUCCAAUCAGACAGAAAUUUCCAAGAGAGAUGAAACAAUUAAAAUGCUAAAGAAUGAUUUGGAAUUGAGUAAGAGAUCAGCAGAGAAAACCAUCAAUGAUUUGAAGAAUAAUAUUGGACAUGAUUUGGAAGAGAGAACAAGAAUGAGUUCUGAAAUUCAUGCAGUUAGUGCUAAAAAGCUUGAACUUGAAGUUGAUCUUAAAAAGAUACAAUCACAAUUCACUCUACUAAAGAAGGAGAAUGAAGAUAAGUCCAAACAACUUAAAACACUAUCUGAUGAAGUGGUGAAUCUUAAUUUAGAUAAGAAUAAGAGUGAAUCUGAAAUGAAGAAUCAAAUUAGCACAUUGAAAGAAAACUUGAAUGAACAACAAAAACAAUCAGAAUUAACCAUCUAUCAACUCAGAGAGGAAAACAAAUCUCUAUCAAUUAGAGUUAAUUCUCUUAAAGAAACAAAUAAUACUCGCUCAUCACAAUUAGAAGAAGUAUUAUUUGCUAAAAAGACGCUUGAAGAGCAAAUGAGUAAACUUGUUCAAUCAUGUGGAAUUGAUUCAAAACUUGGAUUAGAUUCAGAAAUUGAAAGGAGGGUUGAAAAUUCAAUUAGACUUGCAUCACUUGAAAAACAAGCACUUCAUCGAAAGAAUGAAAUUGAUCAACUUGGUAUUGAAAUUGAACAAAAAGAUUUGGAAAUUGAAAAAUUGAAAAAAGAUUUCUAUGAAAAUAGACUUGAAAUUCAAACAUUGAGAAAUUCAACAGAAGAAUAUGAAUAUACUAUUACAACUUUAAAGACUAAUUUGAAUCAAUGUUGUGAAGAUAGAAGAAAUUUGAGAGAGGAAAAUAUUCAACUCCUUUCUUCAAAUGAUAAGAAGGAAGAUUUAAUUAGAAAAUUAAAACAUGAUAUUGAAGUAUCCAAGAUGGAAAUUAAUUCUAUUAAAUCAGAGAAGGAAAAUAUUCAAUUAAUGCUUAAAAAGACCAUUAAUAACACAAGUGGUGUACAUGAUGAUUUAUCACAAACUAAAUUUGAAUUAUUAGAACUUGCUAGAGAACAAAGUGAUUCACUUCAUCAGGAAGAGGAAGAAAAUAAGACAUUAUCGGAAGUUGUACAACAACAACAACAACAACAAGAUCAUAAUAAUAGUGAUAGUGAUAGUGAAGAAGAGGAAAAUUAUGAAGAAUUAGGAUAUACACAAAUAAAUAAUGAAGAAUUUAAUUAUAACGAAGAUGACGAUGAUGAAUGUACAAUAGAUAAAGAAAUUACGGAAAAAGAAGAAUUAACAUUUGAUGAUUUUGAUACUGAUUUUGAAAAAGCCUUGGCAUUUGUUUUACAAAAUAAUCAAUCAAAUACAAAUAAUAUUAAUAAUACUAAUCAUACUAAUAAUAAUAAUAAUAACACGAAUGGAAAGAAGAAAAAGAUUAAAAUAACAUUGGGAGCACUUGAUCCAACACUUAAAAUUCAAUAUUUAAAUAAUAAUGAAAACAAUACAUCACCAUCAGAUUAUUCAAUUAGUAACAAUGAUGAUGAUGAGGAGGAGAGAAUUAAUUCAUCCUCAUCAGAUAUAAUAUUAGAUUCUGAAAAAGUAAAUUCCAUAAAGAAUAUUAUUAAAGAUAUUGAAUUGGCUCCACCAAAAGAUUUAAAAUGGUUUUCAGAAGAUGAUUGGUUAAUUAAAUUAAAGAAAUUAAAAGAUCAAGAGUAA
Naegleria gruberi is the source of this 4473-nucleotide messenger RNA. RefSeq lists its product as uncharacterized. Gene Ontology annotation, biological process: mitotic spindle organization; microtubule-based movement. NCBI's taxonomy places the organism in Eukaryota, Heterolobosea, Eutetramitea, Acrasida, Naegleriidae. The record is from RefSeq and is a predicted model, not a curated record. The transcript has 3 exons. Gene Ontology annotation, molecular function: microtubule motor activity; microtubule binding; ATP binding. Bases 1 to 4473 code for a protein of 1490 amino acids.